Molecule: messenger RNA, 2474 nt
Organism: Saimiri boliviensis boliviensis (Bolivian squirrel monkey)
Lineage: Eukaryota; Metazoa; Chordata; Mammalia; Primates; Cebidae
Gene: SLC38A9
Product: solute carrier family 38 member 9
Biological process (GO): amino acid transmembrane transport
Cellular component (GO): lysosomal membrane
Molecular function (GO): L-amino acid transmembrane transporter activity
Source: RefSeq, a predicted model, not a curated record
UUGCCGCUUCCUGUUUGGACUGGGAACCCCGCGGUCGCAAAUUGCGAGGAUUUGGAAAAGGGAGUCCUUGUCUUCUCGCCUAUUUCUCCGAGAUUGAAAGCUCGGCCUGCUCAGGACUAACUUCUUCAGUGCUUAGAGUGUGAGAAAAAUGGCAAAUAUGAAUAGUGAUUCUAGGCAUCUUCUCAUCUCUGAGGUAGAUCAUGAAAGAGAUCCUGGACCUAUGAAUAUCCAGUUUGAGUCAUCAGAUCUAAGAUCCAAAAGGCCUUUCUAUAUAGAGCCCACAAACAUCGUCAAUGUGAAUCAUGUCAUUCAGAGGGUUAGCGACCAUGCCUCUGCCAUGAACAAGAGAAUUCAUUACUAUAGCCGGCUCACCACUCCUGCAGACAAGGCACUGAUUGCCCCAGACCAUGUAGUUCCAGCUCCAGAAGAGUGCUAUGUGUAUAGUCCAUUGGGCUCUGCUUAUAAACUUCAAAGUUACACUGAAGGAUACGGUAAAAACACCAGUUUAGUAACCAUUUUUAUGAUUUGGAAUACCAUGAUGGGAACAUCUAUACUAAGUAUUCCUUGGGGCAUAAAACAGGCUGGAUUUACUACUGGAAUGUGUGUCAUCAUCCUGAUGGGCCUUUUAACACUUUAUUGCUGCUACAGAGUAGUGAAAUCACGGACUAUGAUAUCUUCAUUGGAUACCACUACCUGGGAAUAUCCAGAUGUCUGCAGACAUUAUUUUGGCUCCUUUGGGCAGUGGUCGAGUCUCCUUUUCUCCUUGGUGUCUCUCAUUGGAGCAAUGAUAGUUUAUUGGGUGCUUAUGUCAAAUUUUCUUUUUAAUACUGGAAAGUUUAUUUUUAAUUUUAUUAAUCACAUUAAUGACACAGACACUGUACUGAGUACCAAUAAUAGCAACGCUGUGAUUUGUCCAAGUGCCGGGAGUGGAGGCCAUCCUGACAACAGCUCUAUGAUUUUCUAUGCCAAUGACACAGGAGCCCAACAAUUUGAAAAGUGGUGGGAUAAGUCCAGGACAGUGCCCUUGUAUCUUGUGGGGCUUCUCCUUCCACUGCUCAAUUUCAAAUCUCCUUCAUUUUUUUCAAAAUUUAAUAUCUUAGGCACAGUAUCUGUUCUUUAUUUGAUUUUCCUUGUCACCUUUAAGGCUGUUCGCUUGGGAUUUCAUUUGGAAUUUCAUUGGUUUAUACCAACAGAAUUUUUUGUACCAGAGAUAAGACUUCAGUUUCCACAGCUGACUGGAGUGCUUACCCUUGCUUUUUUUAUUCAUAAUUGUAUCAUCACACUCUUGAAGAACAACAAGAAACAAGAAAACAAUGUGAGGGACCUGUGCAUUGCUUACAUGCUGGUGACGUUAACUUAUCUCUAUAUUGGAGUCCUGGUUUUUGCUUCAUUUCCUUCACCUCCAUUAUCCAAAGAUUGUAUUGAGCAGAAUUUUUUAGACAACUUCCCUAGCAGUGACACCCUGUCCUUCAUUGCAAGGAUAUUCCUGCUGUUCCAGAUGAUGACUGUAUACCCACUCUUAGGCUACCUGGCUCGUGUCCAGCUUUUGGGCCAUAUCUUCGGUGACAUUUAUCCUAGCAUUUUCCACGUGCUGAUUCUUAAUCUAAUUAUUGUGGGAGCUGGAGUGAUCAUGGCCUGUUUCUACCCAAACAUAGGCGGGAUCAUAAGAUACUCGGGAGCAGCAUGUGGCCUGGCCUUUGUAUUCAUUUAUCCAUCUCUCAUCUAUAUAAUUUCCCUCCACCAAGAAGAGCGUCUGACGUGGCCUAAAUUAAUCUUUCACGUUUUCAUCAUCAUUUUGGGUGUGGCUAACCUGAUUGUUCAGUUUUUUAUGUGAAAUACCUCAACUGUUUGUUUUCUCAAGAGCUUUCAUGGUAUUUUGAGCCUUGACAACAGUUCUAUAUAAAUGCACUUGUAAAUGCUGCUGUUGUGUAAUUCUAAAUGUUUUCUAAGAUAAUUUGAAAGCAAGGGAAAUAGUGACCCAUUAAUAAGUAUUUUUGUAUUGUGGUGGGGAGAGGGGCAAAAAGAAUGAUCUUUGUGUCUUGACUUUCUCAUAUUAACUCCCCUCUUCAUUCUGUGAUCUUUUCUGAAUAGCAAUGUAUGCCCUAGGAAGAAAUCAUGCUGGGUUUUGCUUUUAGAGAUAAAAAGUGGUGGAUUUAUUUUGCCUACAAUAAAGAUUCUCAGGGUGUCACAGCAGCAUAUUGCCAAAUCUUUCUUCUGUUUUAUGUUUCAGUGUAUUCACUUUCAUUUUCUUACUUACUAGACCAUUUCUGCAGUUUGCCCAAACCUCUACUAUUUGGGACAGUAAGUCAAAUACCUCAUUUUUUAAAAGACGUUUUCAUGGCAUCAGUGUAAAUAGAGUACAUUCUUAACUGAGUCUUUAAUGUUUAUUUGAAGAAAAAGUGAGACAAAAGCAAUGUCAAUGUAGUCCCCAUGAUCAUGAAAUGUAUACAAAAUAAAAUAGGUGAAUUUGUUGC